AUGAGUGGGAACUACUUACAAAACGUGGGCAAGUGGAUAAUAUUGCUCAGCGUGUGUCUGAUAACAAUCUGGGGAAGAGUGAGUCUGGCUUCAACCCAUCAUCGAAGCCACUCAGUUGUGCAUGUUAAAGCUGGAACAUGUGAGGUGAUUGCUGCCCAUCGAUGCUGUAAUAAGAACAAGAUCGAGGAACGCUCCCAGACAGUGAAAUGCUCCUGCUUUCCUGGACAGGUAGCUGGGACAACACGAGCGGCCCCAUCCUGUGUUGAUGCCUCCAUCGUCGUUCAGAAGUGGUGGUGCCACAUGGAACCAUGCUUGGAGGGUGAGGAGUGUAAGGUUCUCCCAGAUCUGAGUGGUUGGAGCUGUAGCACCGGAAAUAAAGUCAAAACCACCAAGACUGGGAAUAAAAUGCACAAGAAAGAACUACCUGGGGAGCAAUGUCAAGUAAUGGCCUUGUUUCCUACAAACAGCAAAGAAUACAGGCAGCUAAGGACAAAGGGCAAGCUAGAAAGACCGAGCAGUCCCAACAAAACUGGGCAAUUCAUCCUUGCGCACACUGUGGAAAGCCAUGGAGGUCUUCAUUCGGGCUUCACAGCCACUGCAGGAUGCACACCAGAUGACUCCAUGCAUUGUCCAUACCUUCAGCUGACUGGGGCUCUCAGCUCUGGAAUUCCCUACCUGAACCUCUCCGCUCCUGUCUGCUCCUUUAAAUUGCUCCUUAAAAUCUAUCACUUUGACCGAGCUUUUGUUAAUGUGACCUAG
Carcharodon carcharias (great white shark) is the source of this 759-nucleotide messenger RNA. Its product is annotated as chemokine-like protein TAFA-2. NCBI's taxonomy places the organism in Eukaryota, Metazoa, Chordata, Chondrichthyes, Lamniformes, Lamnidae. Gene Ontology annotation, molecular function: receptor ligand activity. The transcript has 5 exons. Bases 1 to 759 code for a protein of 252 amino acids. The record is from RefSeq and is a predicted model, not a curated record.